Malassezia restricta is the source of this 837-nucleotide messenger RNA. RefSeq names its product inositol phospholipid synthesis and fat-storage-inducing TM. The transcript has a single exon. NCBI's taxonomy places the organism in Eukaryota, Fungi, Basidiomycota, Malasseziomycetes, Malasseziales, Malasseziaceae. Gene Ontology annotation, biological process: lipid droplet organization; phospholipid biosynthetic process; lipid storage. Bases 1 to 837 code for a protein of 278 amino acids. Gene Ontology annotation, cellular component: endoplasmic reticulum membrane. The record is from RefSeq and is a predicted model, not a curated record.
AUGUUUCGUGUGCAUGGCUACCACAAGUACUUGGUGCUCGCGCUUGCGAGCAUCAUGGCCAUGGGUAUGGCACUGUCUUAUUUGUAUUCUAUGAAUCACUUUAAUUUGCUGCUUUCUGCGACGCGCGCCUUGGACUAUGCGUCAUUUAAGCAGAUGGAGCGGUACACGCCGAGUCGCGCCGCUGAUCGCCGUAAUUGGGUCAACGUAUACUUUGUGAAGCUGUCGUGGUUCUGGAAUACAUUGUGCACGGUGGUGGUAGUCGCCUCGCUCUCAAAUACCGUAACGUGGAAGCGCCUAUCGCGGUUUGCCGUGCGCUGGGCUCUGGCGACGUGUGCGUGGUUCACCAUGUCGCAGUGGUUCUUUGGCGCGAGUUUCCUUGAGCGCGUGCAUGUGGCGAGCGGGGCGCAAUGCCUUGCGAACUCGGUGCGUGUGAGUGAUGAGCUGUGCCGGACGCGACAGCGUCUCACGGCGGACUCGCACCCGCAACUUUUUGACAGAUUUGAGCCGGGCUUUUCCACGGCACACGCGUCGAUCCAUGCUGGGUGGCAUGGGGGCAUGGAUGUUUCCGGGCACACCUUUGUGCUUACGCUGAGUAUUCUGUACCUGGCCGAGCUCGUGGUGCCCUGCCUGACGCAGCGGGCGAUUGCAUCGAUGCCACGGGGCCCGCUGCGGUAUCUCAAAACGUUUUCGCUGUAUGGCACGCUGAGUCUGAUGGUGUUAUGGGCGUUCAUGCUAUUUACGACGUCGAUUUACUACCAUACGACGCAGGAAAAGGUCGUGGCGUUUUUGUGUGCGUUGGCCGUGUGGAUCUGUCUGCCGAAGGAGCCCGUCUCCUAG